GGAAGAUGUCGGGUGGGGAGGCUCGCGAUGGAAAGAAGCUGGUUCGCUCGUCCAGCGGGCUCCGCAUGGUGCCCGAGCACCGCGCCGCCCGCAGCCCUUUUGGCCUGGACGAGCCGCCGUGGGUGCCUGACAAGGACUUCUUGUCCCCUAGCACUCCUCUACUUAAACAACAUUGAUGACAUCAUCAUCCUAUGGACCCACUGAAAGGAAUCCCCGUGGAAUUCUUCAAUUUCUACUCAACCAUCAACAUCAGCCUGGACCAUUCCACACAAGAGUUCUACUUCCUGGAUACUACAGUGCAAAUAAGUGAUAGACACAUAAACAUCACCCUGUACUGGAAACCUACUGAUUGCUGUACUUACAUGCCUCCAACUUCUAGGGUACAUCCCAUGAUCCAUUGUCUACAGCCAGGUCCUAAGAUACAGUCACAUUUGCUCCAGUCCCUCAGACAUAAGCAGACACGUACAAGAUCUUUCUCAAGCAUUUAUAGAACUACAAUUCUUACCUGGGGAAAUAAGGAAACCGAUUAACGGAACCGGAUGGGUACCCAGAAGUCACCUACUACUGGUCAAGCCCAACAAGGAAAAUAACAGAACACUACUGGACAUCAUGUACAGACCCAAAUUAAAACUUCUCCAUGUCAUCAGUAAUCUACAGCUAUCCUGGAAAAUAAUCCCUCACUCCCACAGACCUUCGGAGGCAGUGUCCAAGAUGUAUGCAGUGUGAAACUAAGUUUGAUUUCAUAACCAGAAAGCACCACUGCCGGAGAUGUGGGAAGUGCUUUUGUGACAAGUGCUGCAGUAAAAAAGUGCCUCUGCCUCGUAUGUGCUUUGUAGAUCCUGUGCGCCAGUGUGCUGAAUGUGCUCUCAUCUCUCAGAAGGAAACAGAGUUUUAUGACAAGCAGCUUAAAGUGCUUAUGAAUGGUGCUACAUUCGCAGUUGCUCGGGGAACAUCAGAAAAAUCUGAGAUAAUGGUUUGUCGACUUUCCAACAACCAGAGAUAUCUGUUUCUGGAUGGAGACAGCCAUUAUGAAAUUGAAAUUGCACAGAUUUCGACUGUCCAGAUACUUACAGAGGGAUUUACUCCUGGAGAAAAAGAUAUUCACACUUAUACCAGCCUUCUGGAGAGCCAACACAUUACUGAAGGAGGCAAUACUCGUGCCACAGGUAUGCUCCUGCAGUAUAAGGUACCAGGAUCAGAGGAGCUCACACAGAUGAAAUUUACUGCUAGCGAAGACUUCAAUUCUAACAAGAAGUUGUCAGCAGCUUGGCUAGUAGCUAUGCAUAAGGCAGCAAAACUACUUUAUGAAUCCCGGGACCAAUAAUGGCAGCAAGCUGUCAGAGAUCUGAGGGAAGAGACCAGCUUUAAGGAAAACCUGAUUUUCACUUUUUGCAAACUACCUUGAUCCAUGGUAAUUGGUAUUAUGAACCCUCUCUCUCCCAAAUGUGGUUCACUAUGUAAGCACUGGCAAAUGCAAUGUGAGUAUUGAACCAUGAGUAUUCACUUAACUAGUGUGCAAUAUGUAUACAAUUAAUGCUUUAAAUAUAGCCUCAUAUUUAAGACUUUGUAUAUUAUUUUUGUUAAGUCUUAUUGGCACUUAAUAUGGAAAACAAAGUAUGACCUGCACUAUAGCUAAUAUGUAUAGCACAAUUUUUGUAGUAUCAAUUAUGAAUAUUAUAUGUAUCUGUAAGUCUCUUCUACAGAGAAUAGCUUUUUGGAUAUAGAUCUCAGGUUUUUUUCUUAUCCAAAUAUUGAAGAUCAGUGUACAAUGAAAUCUGCCUUAGAUACCCUUUUAUAUAAGUAAGCAUUUUGGGUUCUCAACAUGUGAUAAAACACUUAAAGAUAAGUUUCACCAAAUACCACAGAGUUGUAUGAACAUGACCUCUUGGAGCCAUCCUUGUGUAGAAAAAUAUAAGCUUCCAGAAAAUGAUUUUGAAGUUUUAUAAUCAUUUUACGUGUGGUAAUGAUCUUUUGCUAAUUAAUCUGACUAUUGUAACUGUUUGGACAUAUACAGUAUUUAAUGUACAAAUCUUAUGAUCAUACUUACUGAAAAUAAGCAAAACUCAAGAUAGCAUUCACUAACUUGCUAAAAAACUUAACCUUCAACCUUAAAAUUCAAUAUUUGUGGGUUUGAGUGGAGGAGAGAAUAAGGUUAUUUACAGUGCCCAAAAACGUGCUGUGCCUCCUGUAUAAAUGGUACACUUUAUUGAAGCAAAA
Pelodiscus sinensis (Chinese soft-shelled turtle) is the source of this 2217-nucleotide messenger RNA. NCBI's taxonomy places the organism in Eukaryota, Metazoa, Chordata, Testudines, Trionychidae. The record is from RefSeq and is a predicted model, not a curated record.